AUGAAGCUCAUCCCCAGCAAGGCACCAGGCUAUGCGCUCGCAUCAACCUUUGUCGCGCUCGGCGGCAUACUCAAUGGAUUCGACACAGGCUCUGUCGGCGCCGUCACCGAAAUGCCUUCCUUCACCCACACAUUCGGCCACCUGUCACCCACUAUGCGCGGCUUCACCGUCUCUCUAAUCAUGCUCUGCGGCGCCAUCCCAGCAACAGUCGCCGGACACCUCGCCGACCGCUUCGGUCGCCUCCGCAUCAUCAUCGUUGGCGCUAUUCUUUGCACAAUCGGCUGCGUGCUCGAAUGCGCUGCCUCCCAUCUUAGUCUCUUCCUCGUCGGCCGCGCGUUGAUGGGGAUUGGUCAAGGUUUCGCGCUCACCAACAUCGGAGUCUACAUCUGCGAGAUCGCGCCGAGUCGGAGUCGUGGUAAGUUUGUAUCGCUUCCGCAAUUCGGCGCUGCGCUGGGGGUUUGCGUGGGCUAUUUCUCGUGUUAUGGGAGUAUACACAUUGCUGGGAAUAUGUCGUGGCGUCUUCCUUACGUACUGCAAGCCGCACUGUCCAUGGUAUGGGCUGCCGGCUCAUUCUUCUUGCCCGAAAGUCCGCGCUGGCUCAUAUUGCACGGGCAAAGGAGUCGAGCGAUGCAAGAGCUCAAGAAGCUAGACUUUGAAGCAGCGGAGGCGGAGAAAGACGUCCUGCGACCCACGGAGAACGCCAGUCCGGAAGAGCAAGUCAGUAUACUGCAGGGCCUGCGCUUGAUCUUCAAGCGCGAAUACAGAUCGCAGACAUGGCUUGCGGUGUUCAUCCUGUCGUUCGUUCAGUUGAGCGGCAUUGAUGGCGUGCUCUACUACGCCCCGACUAUCUUCGCCCAAGCUGGCAUCCCCUCCCAAACAGCCUCGUUCCUCGCCUCCGGCGUCUCCGCCAUCCUCAUGCUCGCCUUCAGCAUUCCCGCCACCCUCUUCGCAGACAGAUGGGGUCGUCGCACGUCCGCCAUCUGCGGCGGCGUCAUCCUCUCCGUCACUAUGCUCCUCAUCGGCUCGCUGUACGCCGCGAACGUCGUGCAUCCUCAAGGCGCAGCGCGCUGGGUUGUCAUCGUCUCGGUCUUCAUCUUCGCGAUUGGAUACGUCUCCACGUGGGCUAUCGUAGGCAAGAUCUAUGCGUCUGAGAUCCAGCCCACGCGAACGCGUGCGACGACGAACUCGAUGGCCACGGGCGGUAGCUUUGUUGCAAAUUGGCUUGUUGCGUCCGCGACUCCGAUCUUCCUCGCGAGGUCGGCGUACGGCGCGUACUUCCUCUUCGGCGCAAUUGCGCUUUUGACGCUCGUUGUACUCGCGACGUGUAUGCGCGAGACGCGUGGCUUGUCGCUUGAGGACAUUCAGGUUUCGUUCGCGCAAGCUUCGUCGCGGUCGUUUGGCAUUCCUGUGGGUUUA
Alternaria conjuncta is the source of this 1416-nucleotide messenger RNA. RefSeq lists its product as uncharacterized. The transcript is spliced from 4 exons. Gene Ontology annotation, cellular component: membrane. The record is from RefSeq and is a predicted model, not a curated record. Lineage: Eukaryota; Fungi; Ascomycota; Dothideomycetes; Pleosporales; Pleosporaceae. Gene Ontology annotation, molecular function: carbohydrate:proton symporter activity. Gene Ontology annotation, biological process: carbohydrate transport; transmembrane transport. The annotation marks the transcript as partial.